AUGCGUUUCUCUUUUAUCUCGGCGGCUGUCUUGGGCCUUAUCAGCUCAGUCAAUGCUUGGGGUGGUCUUACUCCCGAUAGCCCAAGAUUCCGAACAUUGGAGCGUCACGGUCUCACGGUCUUCAAGCAUGCUGCCACCAACACCAAGCUGGAAUAUGUCAGUAACUCUGGAAUCUGCGAGACUACGCCUGGAGUUGAUCAGCACUCCGGGUACUUGAAUGUCGGAAAGAACCAUAGCAUGUGGUUCUGGUUCUUCGAAGCCCGCAAUAAACCAGAGGAUGCGCCUCUUGCCAUCUGGCUCAACGGUGGUCCUGGAUGUUCUUCCAUGGUCGGUCUCUUCACUGAACAUGGACCAUGCCAUUUCGUCGGUAACGAUACUGAGCCAACCCUGAACCCUCACUCAUGGAACGAGUACGCAAACAUGCUCUAUAUCGACCAGCCCAUCGGUUCUGGCUUCAGCACUGGCACCGAAGACGUCAACUCGACAGCCCAGGCAGCUCCUUACAUCUGGAAGUUCAUGCAAGUCUUCUUGGAUAAGUUCCCCAAGUACAAGACACGAGAGUUCGGCCUCUUCACUCAAUCAUAUGGUGGACACUACGGUCCUGAGUUCGCCGACUACUUCCUCAAGCAAAAUGACAAGAUCGAGAAGGGUGAUGUCGAUGGCCACAAAAUCGAUAUGGUUGCGCUGGGCAUCAACAACGGCUGGAUCGAACCCAAGAGACAAUUCAAGUCCUAUGCCACAUACGCAAACCGAAACCCUUACAAGAAGAUCCUCACAGAUAAGAAGAUGAGGACUGCUCUCGACUCAUACUACAAGUACUGCCUACCUCUCAUGGAGAAAUGUACCGAACUCGAAGGACAAGACGAAGAGUGUGCCAAGGCCGAUGAGGCUUGCAACACUCAAAUGUUCACCAACCUCGUUAUCGCCAGCGGUACCGACUUCAACGUUUACGAUGUACGCAUCGGACAAAGCGACGUUGACCCGCCAGACAAUUUUCUUGAAUACCUCACAAGAGCCGAGGUCAUGGAUGCGAUUGGUGCCAACACCCCGUUUACCGAGUGUAGUGACACAGUUUACGCAAACAUGGCGAAAACGGGAGAUGGUUCGCGUUCUUACGUGGGGCCUUUGGCUGAUGUUGUGAAGCGUGGUAUCAACACUCUCAUCUGGGCUGGUGAUACUGAUUGGAUUUGCAACUGGGAGGGUGUCCUCUGGGCGUCUUAUGCGCUCGAGUGGCCUGGCCAGAAGGAAUUCGUAGCAGCGAAUUUCAGCAACUACAACGUCGAUGGAAAGCCUCACGGUCGAUACAAGACGGUUGACAAUCUAUCCUUCUUGAAGGUUUGGGGAGCUGGUCAUUCAGUGCCAUACUAUCAGCCGGAGACAGCACUUCAGGUGUUCAAGCAGGUCAUGCAGAAGAAGGCCAUCAAGUCAACCUAA
Molecule: messenger RNA, 1434 nt
Organism: Fusarium coffeatum
Lineage: Eukaryota; Fungi; Ascomycota; Sordariomycetes; Hypocreales; Nectriaceae
Exons: 4
Coding region: 1-1434 (477 amino acids)
Biological process (GO): proteolysis
Cellular component (GO): fungal-type vacuole
Molecular function (GO): serine-type carboxypeptidase activity
Source: RefSeq, a predicted model, not a curated record